UUUUGGCUCCAGCGUCUCGGGAGUGAGCACGGCCCAGCUGCCGGGCAGGAAGAGCGGGAUGGCCUCCAUCUCGGCAGCACCGUCGUACCUGCCGUUGGCCCUCAUUGACAAAUGCAUUGGUUCUCGCAUUUGGGUCAUCAUGAAGGGCGACAAAGAGAUAGUGGGCACCUUGCGCGGUUUUGACGACUACGUGAAUAUGGUUAUGGAUGAUGUUCGAGAGUAUACCUUCACCCCACAGGGUAAGAAGAUCACACACUUGGAGUCGAUAUUACUCAAUGGCAACAACAUCACCAUGAUGAUCCCUGGCGGCGACCCUGAGGAGGGCGAGAAAGCUGGUGCUGCUUGAGCAGCCUCUGGCUGCUUCAAAGCGCUUUGGUCUACACACAGUGGCCGUGCUGAAAACCGCACUAGGGCCAAAUGUGUACAAAGAUAGAAAACGCUCAUGCAUCUCACUAUAGAAAAAA
Durusdinium trenchii is the source of this 464-nucleotide messenger RNA. The record is from the annotation of a GenBank genome assembly. NCBI's taxonomy places the organism in Eukaryota, Dinophyceae, Suessiales, Symbiodiniaceae.